AUGGGACUUUUCUCGGGACUGACAGAAGUUACAGUUGCACCUGAUAAGGCACAGCGUGUCAAAUGCUGGGACAAGCGUGAUCGCUUUUUUCAGUGCCUAGAUGAACACUACAUUGACAACUCAUUAGAUAAGAAGGAACUUGCAAAAGUUAAUGACAAGUGCGGAGAAAUCAAGAAAGAAUUUGAAGAGGAUUGUGCAGCAAGUUGGGUGAAAUAUUUCCAAGAGAAAAGAUUUAACGAUCUAGUAAGACAAAGAUAUAUUGCAAAAUUAGAGAGUGAAGGAGCACAACCAUUACCAUUCAAAAUUGAAGGGGUUAAGAAAUAG
Messenger RNA from Lodderomyces elongisporus, 324 nucleotides. RefSeq lists its product as uncharacterized. The record is from RefSeq and is a predicted model, not a curated record. Gene Ontology annotation, cellular component: mitochondrial intermembrane space; mitochondrion; respiratory chain complex IV. Gene Ontology annotation, biological process: mitochondrial respiratory chain complex IV assembly. NCBI's taxonomy places the organism in Eukaryota, Fungi, Ascomycota, Pichiomycetes, Serinales, Debaryomycetaceae. Bases 1 to 324 code for a protein of 107 amino acids. The transcript has a single exon.